Passer montanus (Eurasian tree sparrow) is the source of this 2962-nucleotide messenger RNA. It is a transcript of the gene EXOSC10, whose product is annotated as exosome component 10. Gene Ontology annotation, biological process: nuclear polyadenylation-dependent CUT catabolic process; nuclear polyadenylation-dependent antisense transcript catabolic process; histone mRNA catabolic process. Gene Ontology annotation, molecular function: 3'-5'-RNA exonuclease activity; nucleotide binding; nucleic acid binding. Gene Ontology annotation, cellular component: nuclear exosome (RNase complex); nucleolus. The transcript has 25 exons. Bases 19 to 2712 code for a protein of 897 amino acids. The record is from RefSeq and is a predicted model, not a curated record. NCBI's taxonomy places the organism in Eukaryota, Metazoa, Chordata, Aves, Passeriformes, Passeridae.
AUAGCACCGCGUGUCAACAUGGCGGCGGCCGGCCGUGAGGGGAGCCCGGUGGGGCAGGCGGGCAGCUCCGGCGCGCCCGCCGACACCGAGGGAACUAGCGCCAUGUCGGCCUUGCCCGGGUUCGACAGCCCCGAUGCCUUCGUCAAGUACGCUCUGGGCACAGUGGUGGCUGCAACAAAGGCAUCCAACGGGCUCCCCCAGCCUGGAGACGAGUACGAUUUCUACUGCAGCUUCCCGGGGUUCCGUGCCUACUGCAGCACGCAGAGCGACCGCCUGCUCCGCUGCAUGAGCCAGGUGAUGCAGUACCAUGGCUGCCGGAGCCUCAUGAAAGAUUCCAGCAAAGUGACAGGGCUGGAAGACAAAUUUGACAUGCUGGUUGACUCCAAUGAUGUCAUUCUUGAAAGAGUGAGUAUUUUGUUGGAUGAAGCAGCAGGAGUGAAUAGAAACCAGCAGCCAGUCCUGCCAGCUGGGUUGCAGCCCCCACAGAUGAUUGUUUCCAGCUGGAACCGUAAGGCAGGAGAAUUCCACAAAAGAACUCAGUCUGAAACAUUCCGACUGCUUCAUGCCAAGAAUAUUUCUCGACCACAGCUUAAGUUUCGUGAAAAGAUUGACAAUUCCAACACUCCCUUUGUACCUAAAAUUUUUAUCAAACCAAAUGCUUUGAAGCCUUUGCCUGAAGCCCUCACAAAAAGUGGACGGCAGAGAAAGGAGCGCCCUGAGGACUUGGAUGUGCCAGCUGCUUUGGCAGACUUCAUACAUCAGCAGAGGACGCAGAAAACUGAGCAAGACAUGUUUGCUCACCCUUACCAGUAUGAACUGGAGCAUUUUUCUCCACCAGAUGAAGUUCUCAAGAAACCUGAACUCCAGAUGUACAGGCCCAUUGAGGAAACACCCUGCCAUUUUAUCACCACACUGGAUGAGUUGGUAGAACUAAAUGAAAAGCUUAUGACUUGCAAAGAAUUUGCCUUGGACUUAGAGCACCACUCCUACAGGAGCUUCCUCGGCUUCACAUGUCUGAUGCAGAUUUCCACCCGAACAGAAGACUUCAUUAUUGAUACAUUGGAACUGCGCAGUGACAUGAACAUCCUCAAUGAGACCUUCACUGACCCUGCAAUUGUGAAGGUCCUUCAUGGUGCUGAUUCAGACGUGGAGUGGCUGCAAAGAGACUUCGGUCUGUACUUGGUGAAUGUGUUUGAUACUCACCAAGCUGCUCGUCUCCUCAAUCUUGGCAGACAUUCUUUGGAUCACUUGCUAAAGCUGUACUGCAAUGUAGAUGCUGACAAGAAGUACCAGCUGGCUGACUGGAGAAUACGCCCUUUGCCAGAAGAAAUGAUCCGGUAUGCCCGUGAUGACACUCACUACUUGCUCUACAUCUAUGAUAAAGUGAGGGAGUUGCUGUGGGAGAGAGGGAAGGAGCAGCCCACACAGCUGCAGGUUGUGUGGCAGCGCAGCAGGGACAUCUGCCUGAAGAAAUACAUCAAGCCCCUCUUUACAGAUGAGUCCUACCUUGAUCUCUACAGGAGGCAGAAAAAACACCUUGAUACCCAGCAGCUGGCAGCAUUUAGGCUGCUGUUUGCAUGGAGAGACAAAAUAGCACGUCAAGAGGAUGAGAGCACGGGGUAUGUGCUACCAAAUCAUAUGCUGUUGAAGAUCGCAGAGGAGCUGCCCAAAGAAUCCCAGGGUAUCAUGGCUUGCUGUAACCCUGUCCCACCACUUGUUCGCCAGCAGAUUAAUGAGUUGCAUCUGCUCAUUCAGCAGGCCCGAGAGAUGCCUCUUCUCAAGUCAGAGAUUACUUCAGCAGUCAGGAAGAGAGCACCUCUACCCAGCCCUGAGAAGCUGGAGAAUGCCCUGUUUGGACCACAUGACAGUUCACGGAUUCCUAUGGAUGGUUUUCAGAAUAACUCUGCCUUGGACCCUGCACUGGUUUUGGAAGAUGUUUGCCUCUUUUCAGACAGUGACAGGACAAUGGAUAUUCAAGAUAGUCAGCCAGAGUCAACGUGUCUUGUUGCUACUACCACUGUCAGCAUAUUCAGUGAAUGUGAUGAAAAUGAAGGAAAUAAGAGGACUUUAACCACUGCACAGCGGAAAGCUCAGCUAAUAAUGGAGUCCUUUGAAAAUCCAUUUAAAAUGUAUCUACCUCCAGAGGAGAAUUCUGCCUAUGUCUCACAAUCUGCAAAGUUUGACCCAUCAUCAAAAAUUUAUGAAAUCAGCAAUCGAUGGAAGUUGAUGAGUCAGGCACCAGUGCAGAAGAAGUCCAAGAAUGAAACCAAUAAGAAAGCAGCCCAGCAGUCAGCUGCCCAUGUCCAGACACAACAGUUGCAUAAAAAGGCAGCAGAAAACGUUGUAUCUAUUCGUCAGCAAGCCACGGAGCAAGCUAAUAGGAAGAAGGAGAGAGCCACAAGUGAAGCAGGAGCAGAAACAGAAGCAGAGUUGCCAACACAGGAAAAGAAACGGCAGAAGAAAACCCAGCAACCAGAGGAGCUGGAAGCACUAAGGCAGUUUACCCCCUUUGAUUACAGCAAUUCCAGCUUCAAAGUGUUUGCAGGAGGCAGCAAAUCAAAACAGUCACCACAAUUUGAUCCUGCCAAGCAAGCUUACACAGGCAAGAAAUUUGCUGGAGCUAACAAACUUCAACAGUCUGGAAACCGGAGCAUGUCCUACCUGAUGGGGAAAGCUGAAAGGGGUUCGACACACCACUGGCCAAAGAGAUAAUCUUUGUUACAGGACCUGUGGGAGUUGCUGCUGAAUGAAACUAGUUAGAAGUGUUGCCACCAUGAGAAAGCAAAUGCCAGUCAUUGAUCAGUUUUUGUACAGGAAAGUUUUUAAAAUCAUUAAAUCCUUUUUUUCCAAAAGGAAAAACAUCUUAAAUUAUCUCACUUUUGUUAUAUUCGCAUUGCCUUUUUUUUUCUAAUUAUACUCACAGUGUUGCUUUGUUUAUAAUUUUGAAAGUUUAUCCUGUGUC